AUGACUCAAAUUAAAGCGAUUGAGAAAACAAAAUCCGAACUAUCUAGUCAGCUUUCUGAAUUGCAGAAAACUGAUGAAAAUUUACCUGACUCUUGUCCCAAUGGCAGUCCCAAUGGGAUUUACCAAAUAAAGCUUCGGGGUCUGGAACCCUUUGCAGCGCCAUGUGCGUCCUCUCCACCUGGUUAUACUGUAAUUCAGAGACGCAUUGACGGAUCCGAGAACUUCAAUAGAACCUGGAAUGACUAUAAAUCUGGAUUUGGGAAUGUCAGUGGAGAAUUCUUCAUCGGGCUGGAAAAAUUGCAUCGGAUGACUGAGGCACGACCCCACGAACUCUACAUUAAACUUGGGAGUGUUAAUGGAUCCACCAGCUACGCUCAAUACGAUGACUUUAUGAUUGGGAGUGAGGAGGAAGGCUACGAGUUGAAGAAUCUAGGGAAAUAUUCUGGUGAAGCCGGAGACUCCCUUACAUACAGUAAGAACCAAAUGUUCUCCACAUUUGAUCGGGAUAAUGACAAUCAUAGUACAGUAAAUUGUGCCGAUGAUGAUGGUCCAUGGUGGCACAAGCUCUGUUCAUACAGUGCGCUCAAUGGAAAAUACUUCAAAUAUGGCCAAGGUUAUGGAGGAAUUAAUUGGUACUCAUGGCAUGAAGAUUGGUCUGAAUCACUUACCUUUGUCGAAAUGAUGAUAAGGCCCAAGUCCUUCUAA
This is a messenger RNA of Drosophila rhopaloa, 705 nucleotides long. RefSeq names its product fibrinogen-like protein 1. The record is from RefSeq and is a predicted model, not a curated record. The transcript has 2 exons. The coding region runs from base 1 to 705 and encodes 234 amino acids. Lineage: Eukaryota; Metazoa; Arthropoda; Insecta; Diptera; Drosophilidae.